Messenger RNA from Sebastes umbrosus (honeycomb rockfish), 3901 nucleotides. RefSeq names its product ras homolog gene family, member Ab (gene rhoab). The transcript has 5 exons. Gene Ontology annotation, cellular component: cleavage furrow; dendritic spine. The record is from RefSeq and is a predicted model, not a curated record. The coding region runs from base 155 to 736 and encodes 193 amino acids. Gene Ontology annotation, molecular function: GTPase activity; GTP binding. NCBI's taxonomy places the organism in Eukaryota, Metazoa, Chordata, Actinopteri, Perciformes, Sebastidae. Gene Ontology annotation, biological process: stress fiber assembly; small GTPase-mediated signal transduction; cell migration.
AACUACAAACCCUGUCGGCGCGCGCUCCCGUGAAGUAAUUCAUUGUAUCAGACUGAGACGUUGAAGGAAGCAGCGACGAGCGACUCCUCAAAGCGACUCUGCUCUCCGGGAAACACCGACAAAUACCACUGCUUUAGCCACAUCAACUACAGGGAUGGCAGCCAUCCGUAAGAAGCUGGUGAUAGUGGGGGAUGGAGCUUGUGGAAAGACCUGUCUUCUGAUUGUCUUCAGCAAGGACCAGUUCCCUGAGGUCUACGUCCCCACCGUGUUCGAGAACUACGUUGCUGACAUAGAAGUGGAUGGCAAACAGGUGGAGUUGGCUCUCUGGGAUACUGCAGGUCAGGAGGACUAUGACAGGCUGAGACCUCUCUCCUAUCCAGACACCGACGUCAUCCUCAUGUGCUUCUCCAUAGACAGCCCCGACAGCUUGGAAAACAUUCCUGAGAAGUGGACCCCAGAGGUCAAACACUUCUGUCCCAACGUUCCCAUCAUCCUGGUAGGAAACAAGAAAGACCUGCGCAACGACGAGCACACACGCAGAGAGCUGGCCAAGAUGAAGCAGGAGCCAGUGAAGUCAGAGGAGGGCCGGGACAUGGCCGGCCGGAUCGCAGCGUUCGGUUACAUGGAGUGCUCCGCUAAGACCAAGGACGGCGUGCGAGAGGUGUUCGAGAUGGCCACCAGGGCGGCACUGCAGGCCCGCCGCGGAAAGAAGAGCAAUAAAUGUGUCGUGCUGUAAACUGGCCGACAUAUUUGGACUGUUUUCACCCUGGGCUACUGUAGCCGGGGGCUAGGGCUCGGGAGGGACGGAGGGAUUACUAGACGGGAGAGGGAGGGAGGGGAAGAAAAGAGUGCAGUAAAUGACUACUGCUGUAAAAUGGCUGUUUGUUGGACUGAAUUUACCCUGGGACUUGGGUUUGGGAAGCUUUGACGGAGAGGGACGGGUGGGUGGAUGGAUGGGAGGAGGGGGGGAUGACUACCGCUGUAAACCAUUGGGCUCUUUACCUGUUUACCAUCGAGUUGGGAAAUUAACACCAGCCACCAGCCAAACGCAGGUACACUCUGUCUUUUCAACAAGCCACUUACACUGAUAAACACCAUUAGGAGAUCCUGCUUCUUUCUAAAAAUAUCUGGCCGACUGGUGAAUUAUGGGAUGGUCCUGACUGCGCACAGUAUGGACAACAAAAAAAAAAAACAGGUUUAUUUUCCUGCCUGGAUGACUUGACAGAUGACAAACCGACGGCACAGUAAACGAGUACCACUGUGAACGGCCUCCAGUGGACUAUUUAUCCCCGGGUGUUCAUACCUGGAAGUAGGGCUGGGUUUGGUGUGGAGUUGGACUGGUGAAGGGAUGGGAAUACUGAAGCGUGGGUGUGACCAUGAUGAGGCUGUAUCCACCAAACCAGGGCAAAACUUGCAGUUCUCAUAUGCUGUAGUUACCAUGGCGGGUCAUUUGAACGGCCCCAAAAGUAGACAAAUCAUCAGUAAACUGUAUUAAACUGGUUUGAGGUUGAUUAGCUUAGCAGUUCAAUUCAAGGACAACAAAAAAAUUACAUCCACGGUGUUAAACAAGCUGCUGUGUCUCAAGUGUCGUAUUAUCAGAGCGGCGUGGAGCUACAUGCUCGUAUGUCCAGCUCAGUUUAGUCUCUCGCUGUGUCUAAUCCACAUUGAGCCGUACUCUUACCGAGAUCAUCUGUUACAGCCACCUAAUAGUGAACGCUCUAUUAUUUGCAGAGCUCACGCACAGUUUAAAUUGAGAGGAAAUUGCCCACAGCGCUGUCCAUCAUCAUCUGAUCUGUAAUUCAAAGUCGCCACCUGUAUUCCAGUUGCUGCUUUAAAGUGUUGGGCAUCUUGCCGUAGCAGUGUUUCAGAGGGCAGUGUGAAGUUUAAUUAGCACCCUCAGCAUCAGGGCUGCAUAUUAAAAGUACCCACAUGCUGGUGAAUCUUUACUGAGGAUGGUUUGUCUACUUUAAGGCCCAUACACUCCAAGCCGACAUCAAAGAACUAGCAGUGAUGAAGGCAGAUGUUAAGUCGCCUUUGUCUUGGCCAAAAAGUUGCCCUUGAACACAGCACAAAGACUACAGCCGACGGACAGUUAGCACGUACGUUCUGCGCCUGCGUGAGAUGAGAUAUUUCUCCACACCAGCAGGUCGCGGUAGUCUGUAUUUGUCAUUCAAAAAGAGAAACCGGAAGACUGUGGAAAUACAAGCCAUUGUUAUGAUAUGUAUUUUUUUUAAAAAGCAGCCAUUUUCUCCCCACUCUCACUCACGGCUUGGCUUCAUUCCAGAUGGCCAAGUCGUAGUGAAAAUAUCGGAAUGAUGAAGAUGAAAAUGAGAAGAGCCUUCUGUUUUUCCUCUUGACUUUACUCGUUGGCUUGCUUUCCUCACUUCCGUUUCUCUUCUCGUGCACUGAUUCGCUUAAGCUGAACAGUCAAUCAGAGUGACUCCUUUCACCGACAAGCUCCGCCGCCAAUUCAACAUGCUGAUUUGACCGAAAAACAUCACACACGGGCAGAUUAGAGCCGACGUUGCAAAAAUUAGAGCGGAAGACGCUCACCGACGGCCCCAAACUGUCCGUCGGCUUGGUGUGUCGGAGCCUUUAAAUGUUUGUCGGACUAAAUCAGUGAAAGUGGCAGUAGGUGAAUUGUGCUCCCACUGACAAAGGUAGCUUCCUGUCCUGCAUCGUACCGGCCGACCACCAUGUCUCAGCUCCCAUCCCUUCCUGCUCCACAUAGCUGACUGCUGGUGCUCAUCUUCCCCUGGUUUUAGACCAGGACAAAGAACAAGGAGAGGAGAGUGUUGUGUUUACAUGCACACCACUGAACUCAUUAUUUAGGAUGAACGACUAUUAUUUUGUGUGUGUAGGCACGUAAAAGGUCAAAUGUACAAUAACCAGAAAUGUUUGAGGAUGCCUGGGAUAUACCACGUUAUCCACCAUAUUGUACAUGUUUGCCUUUUACUGGUUAACUGUUGCUAUAACAGUUCAAAAGACAAACAUGACCUUUUUUUAUCCAGAAUACUGUGCAUGGAAAUGCCAGAAUUGUCAGGUUGGGCAGCCGGAUAGAUUUUGGGGUGAAACAUGCUGAUAAUCUACAUCACUAACUAGCAGAGUGAGAAUUAACCACCUGCUGUGUGUGUAAUUUUAAUUUUGGCGUAUUUUUUAGAGUAUUUCCAUUCUAUAAAUGGUAACGGUGGCCAGUGAUAUUUGGGAUUUAUCAGCCACCAGCCUUCCCUGACUCUCCUGUGUGUUUUUACUGGCACAUUCAGGCUCUCUUGACAGUGUUGAACCCUCCUGUUCUUCUUCCUGGCCUACAGGGAGGACCAGAAACUUUUGUCUUGUGUUGUUGUUUUUAUACUUUAUUUCCUGCUCUUUAAAAGAAAAAAAAGUCAUAAAUAUGUUGUCUAUCAGUAUUUAAAAAUAGGAGGUGGAAGACUGUGGGACUGCUUUUGUGUCGUUGCUUUAGUUUACUCUUCUUUUGUGCUUUAACUGAAUUUUUCUGAUGAUUCACCGUCAAUCAUCGCUGCCAAAUGCUGUUGUUAGGCAGUCAGGAGAAAGGCUGGCCUCUCGGCUGCCUGUCUAGAGCAUCGCCGGCUCUUUUUCUGUUCUUUGUUUUGAACACAAACUUGGCUGAAAAGACAAAAAAAGGAAGAAAAGAAAAAAACAAUGCAAGUCUCCUUUAUUAUGUACAAAAUCAUUUUUAUUUCUACUUUUAUUGUAUGUUUUAAAUCCUUAUUUUGGAUGCUGAAGCAGUGACGUAAACAAAGGAACAGGAAAACCAAGCUGUAUGCAAAGUCUGUAAAUAUAUAAUGUGGGUUUGUUCAUACUAGACUAUACACACGCACAGGACUGGAAACUGUAUUUGUAAACUAGCUUUGGUUUGUGUAAUAAAUUACUUUCUAUAACA